AUGCUUGCCGUACUUGCGCAAUUCAAUCUCGCACGGAUCGUCAAGUCGAUCCUGCGCGAACUCUACCCUCUCAGUCCCAUAUCGGCCGAUCAGCAGACGGUGUUGACAUGCCAAUUUUCCCAAGAACUCGGCAACUGGCGGAACAGCUUAGCAGCAUUCCUAGAUACCGGCGGCGUUAAUGCUUCCUGGCUGUUGCCAAUCGUUCAGCGGCAGCGCAAUGUCCUCAAUCUCACAUACUGGCACGCCGUUAUCCUGAUCCACCGGCCUUUUCUACUCAACAACCUUGCUAGCAAGUGGCAGACUAACGUAAUUGUUGACAGACACUUCCAAGCUGAUGAACAGCAAACUGUCGAAAGCGCGCAGCAAUGUUUAGCUUCUGCCAUGGCUACAGUCAACACCAUUAAUGACAUGAUGCAAAGUCGGCAGAUUUCUGGUGUCUUUUGGACGACAGCCUACUUCGCUUUCACCGCAAGCAUCGUGCUUUACAUGUACGCAAUCCAGAACCCAUCCCCCGCUCAGAAUGCCUGUCAUGAAUACACAUCAGCCGCCGCGUUAUGCCAAUCACACAUCGCCAGUAUUGCGGAGAAGGGGUCGCUCGCCGAACGCUAUUGCCUCUUGCUCGAGGAACUACGUCUGGAGUCGGUCCGUCAAGCCCAGAAUGUUCGUACAACGACUGGGGAGACGAGCGAGACGAACGGCACCAUACCAGGGUACCCGUACAAUGGAAAUGCGCUGCGGUUUAACGACCACCCCACAGCAGCAAACUACAACCCUCAAGCCUUCCCCGGUGACUCAGUGGCCGGUCCCAGUACGAUGUUGUCGAACCAAGUGCCUGAGGCCACAGACUGGGGCCAGUUCGCUUCGUUGGUGUCGUCUGGGCUUGGAAAUCUGGACAUGUUCUUGAAUGAGGAUCCGUUCAUGCUCUGA
Molecule: messenger RNA, 927 nt
Organism: Saxophila tyrrhenica
Lineage: Eukaryota; Fungi; Ascomycota; Dothideomycetes; Mycosphaerellales; Extremaceae
Exons: 3
Coding region: 1-927 (308 amino acids)
Biological process (GO): positive regulation of transcription by RNA polymerase II
Cellular component (GO): nucleus
Molecular function (GO): sequence-specific DNA binding
Source: RefSeq, a predicted model, not a curated record